Gambusia affinis (western mosquitofish) is the source of this 1664-nucleotide messenger RNA. RefSeq names its product SEC61 translocon subunit alpha 1 (gene sec61a1a). The transcript is spliced from 12 exons. The record is from RefSeq and is a predicted model, not a curated record. Gene Ontology annotation, molecular function: ribosome binding; signal sequence receptor activity; transmembrane protein transporter activity. The coding region runs from base 137 to 1567 and encodes 476 amino acids. Gene Ontology annotation, cellular component: membrane; Sec61 translocon complex. NCBI's taxonomy places the organism in Eukaryota, Metazoa, Chordata, Actinopteri, Cyprinodontiformes, Poeciliidae. Gene Ontology annotation, biological process: SRP-dependent cotranslational protein targeting to membrane, translocation; post-translational protein targeting to membrane, translocation.
CUUUGAGCUUCGUGUCUGUAACGGUGACGUGUCUUUCUCCUCCUUUUCCCGGUGGCUCAGUCAGUCAGUCAUUGAGAUUCACUCCGAGCUGAUUUUCACUGGAGGGGAAAGGAUAUACGACAAUUGUUAAGGCAUCAUGGGCAUUAAAUUCUUGGAGGUAAUAAAGCCGUUCUGUGCGGUGCUACCAGAGAUCCAGAAACCUGAAAGAAAGAUCCAGUUCAGAGAGAAGGUGCUAUGGACGGCAAUUACUCUCUUCAUCUUUCUUGUGUGUUGCCAGAUUCCUCUUUUUGGCAUAAUGUCCUCAGAAUCUGCAGAUCCAUUCUACUGGAUGAGAGUCAUCAUGGCUUCAAAUAGAGGUACUCUGAUGGAGCUGGGUAUCUCACCCAUUGUCACCUCAGGCCUGAUAAUGCAGCUGCUGGCCGGAGCUAAGAUCAUUGAAGUUGGAGACACCCCAAAGGAUAGAGCGCUCUUUAAUGGAGCUCAGAAAUUGUUUGGGAUGAUCAUCACCAUCGGCCAGGCCAUUGUUUAUGUGAUGACUGGCAUGUAUGGAGAUCCAUCAGAGAUGGGUGCAGGGAUCUGUUUGCUCAUCAUCAUUCAGCUGUUUGUUGCCGGGCUGAUUGUGCUGCUCCUGGAUGAAUUGCUCCAAAAGGGCUACGGCCUCGGUUCAGGAAUCUCCCUGUUCAUCGCCACCAACAUCUGUGAGACCAUCGUCUGGAAGGCCUUUAGUCCCACCACUGUGAACACAGGAAGAGGAACAGAAUUUGAGGGAGCAGUCAUCGCUCUUUUUCACCUCCUCGCCACGAGGACCGACAAAGUGCGGGCUCUCCGGGAGGCCUUCUACAGGCAGAACCUCCCCAACCUCAUGAACCUGAUCGCUACAGUGUUUGUCUUUGCCGUAGUCAUAUACUUUCAGGGAUUCAGAGUGGAUCUGCCCAUCAAAUCUGCUCGCUACCGUGGCCAAUAUAACACAUACCCCAUCAAGCUUUUCUACACCUCCAACAUUCCCAUCAUCCUGCAGUCUGCUUUGGUCUCCAACCUGUAUGUCAUCUCCCAGAUGCUUUCUACACGCUUUAGUGGGAAUUUCCUGGUGAAUCUGCUUGGAACGUGGUCUGAUGCAACAUCAGGUGGCCCAGCCCGUGCCUAUCCUGUCGGAGGACUUUGCUACUACCUCUCUCCACCAGAGUCUUUCGGUUCUGUUCUAGAGGACCCAGUCCAUGCACUAAUUUACAUCUUUUUCAUGCUCGGCUCAUGUGCCUUUUUCUCCAAAACCUGGAUCGAAGUUUCAGGCUCUUCUGCAAAAGAUGUAGCGAAGCAGCUGAAGGAACAGCAGAUGGUGAUGAGAGGACACAGAGAAACCUCAAUGGUCCAUGAACUGAACAGGUACAUUCCAACCGCUGCUGCCUUUGGUGGACUUUGCAUCGGCGGUUUAUCGGUGAUGGCGGACUUUCUCGGUGCCAUCGGUUCUGGCACCGGUAUCUUACUGGCUGUCACCAUCAUUUAUCAGUACUUUGAAAUCUUUGUGAAAGAACAAAGCGAAAUAGGCAGCAUGUCGGCCAUGUUCUUCUAAAAAAAAAAAAAACUAAAAAAAGAAGCUGUGAUCCUGCCAUCUCCUGCCAGCUUUUACUGAGUUUUGUCUGUAUUUCAUUUUUGUUCUUUUUUUUUUU